AAUAAUACAGCAAACACACAUGAAAGAAGGUGUUCUUCUUUCAUGUGUCUGCACACAAAAGACACUGAUCUAUCACAAAUAGAUCUGUGAGCGCCAUCUCGUUUUUUUGCAUUCCCAAGUUAGAUAACUUCACUGCAAGGUGUGCAGAAUCUUAAUUUUACUCAAGUAAAUUGUUUGGCUAUCAUUUAAGUGCUUCGUGUAGAGGAAACCAGACACUCUUAAGAGCCAUUGAAUGAAACAUGGUUGUGGCAGUAUCAUGAUAUAGAGAUACUUUUCUUCAUAAUACAUAGGAUUGCUGGUCGGAGUUAAUGCCUAAAGUGAUACUGGAAGAAAACCUGAAUAAGGCCACAAAAGACUUGAGAAAGAGGUGAAGGGUUAUCUUCCAACAGAACAACAUGAUUUGCAGAUGUAAUUUUAGUGAAAUUUUUGGUGGUGCAACAAAGUAUUAAAUCAAGACCCUGAAUGUUAAAUGAGAUUUUUGUUUACAAUUUUUUUUUUUUUUUCAAAGACUGCAUCUUUUCUUUCUACUUCAUACUUAUGCACUGUUUUUUGUUUCUCUAUCCCUCCAAAAACCCUCAACUAAAUAAAUAUGGGCAAAAAAACAAUGAUAUCUUACUUAGCUUUUCACACAUUUCCGACAAAACAAAAUAUAGGUAAAGAUUAAACAAAAUCUAAGCUUUGUAUUUUACUCUAAUUUCGAAAGCAUUGCAUUUUAUUUUUGAAGCCUGUUAGUCUUUCCCCAUCCCUACCAGGUCAAAACCCCUGCCGGGUCGUGCAUGACGUUUCUACCGCUGGGCGCAUGCGCAAAGAAAAACCUGUCCAGGUUUUCUUCCGGUGUUAGAGCAACAAGCAAAAUAUGAUUCCUUUAACGACUUAUAAAUGAUGUUUGUUGUUAAGCACGAGAUCGGGCGGCAUAUUUUUAGCUUACAUUUAAAUUUUAGUGCAUGAGGGUAAAUAUUUGCAAACCGGAAGAGGACUGAGAGCGGUGGGGCUUGAGAGCCGGCUGGAUGCCGGUGUUACGUACGGUGUCUGCUGCCAGGUGUUCUUGGACCUUAUGGCCGAAGUUGCGCCAUGGUCUCCGGCCUGUCUGUGCGUCCUCUGCGGACUGCCUGCCGCCGGGAAGUCAACGCUGACCCGCAGGAUUGUGGGUACCGCGGCGAAGCACGGAUGGAGAGCAGCAGUCGUGUCCUACGACGAGCUGAUCCCCGAGAAGGCUUAUUACACCGAAGUGGAGGAGGAUGGUCUCAAUCUGACAGACAUGCACUCCAAUUGGAAGUCCUACAGACAAGCUGUGUUGCAGUGCAUAGAGCAGGUCUUGGAGCAGCCUGACCCGGUGGUAGAGUUGCCAAGCAAUCCUCUCAUCAAUGGAGCUGCAUGGCAACCAUGUUUUCAAGCUCUGCUGCAGCCUAAAGAGUCGCACAGUGAUGGGAUGCCACUGCUCUUUCUUCUAGAUGACAACUUCUACUACCCAAGCAUGAGAUACGAAGUGUACCAACUUGCAAGAAAGCUGUCGCUGGGUUUCUGCCAGGUGUAUCUGCAGUGUGACUUAGAGACCUGCAUCAGGAGGAACCAAAGCAGACCUAAGCCCAUUCCCGUCAAAGUGAUCAUGGAAAUGGAGAAGCGUUUGGAAUUUCCAAAUCCACAAAAGAACCCAUGGGAAUCCCAAAGCAUCUCGCUCAACUCGACAAACGAUGUGUCCAAGUCCGACAUCCAGAGAGUAAUGGAGUUGAUCUCUGUGGCAUUAGACAAUCCAUUGAGCCCAGCUGAAGACAACAGUGAACAAAAGGAAGCUGAUCGUCUCAAGUGCGCCACGAGUGUGGUCCACCAGGCUGAUCAGGCCUGUCGGCGUCUGAUAUCGGAGGCUAUGAAGGUUGCCAGAGAAAAUCAAGUCCCUUCUGAACACAUGCGGGUUCUGGCUGCUCGGCUGAACGAAUGCAAAACGACUUUCCUUCACGACUUGCGGAAACGGUUCCUGCAGGAGGUGUGUUUCCUUCAAGAGGAGGACAUCAGUGUGGAGCAGGUGGUGAAGAAUGUUUUUGAUGUCAAAAAGAAUGAAAUCCUGUCACAGUUUUUAAGUAACCACCAAACAAUGUAAUGUUCUUUUUCAAGAUCACGUCAAAGAAAUUAUUACAAUGAAUGGUUGAUCUCUGUAUAUAUUUAAAUUCAAAUAAAAUUUAUUUUUGCUGACAAUUU
Molecule: messenger RNA, 2193 nt
Organism: Gambusia affinis (western mosquitofish)
Lineage: Eukaryota; Metazoa; Chordata; Actinopteri; Cyprinodontiformes; Poeciliidae
Product: L-seryl-tRNA(Sec) kinase-like
Exons: 6
Coding region: 1055-2095 (346 amino acids)
Molecular function (GO): tRNA binding; kinase activity
Source: RefSeq, a predicted model, not a curated record